Trypanosoma rangeli is the source of this 1246-nucleotide messenger RNA. Its product is annotated as putative MYH7B protein. The record is from RefSeq and is a predicted model, not a curated record. Gene Ontology annotation, cellular component: Golgi apparatus. NCBI's taxonomy places the organism in Eukaryota, Euglenozoa, Kinetoplastea, Trypanosomatida, Trypanosomatidae. The annotation marks the transcript as partial. The transcript has a single exon.
GCGUGCCCAGCUGGAAGAGGCCGUGCGGCAGCGCGAGGAGGUGCAGCAAGAGCUGGUGCGAACGGCUGAGGAGCUGAGCAGCCUCCGUGAACAGGGCGGGUCGGAUACUGCAAACCUGCGUGCCCAGCUGGAAGAGGCCGUGCGGCAGCGCGAGGAGGUGCAGCAGUCUUUAAGGGAUGCUCAUGUGAGAUUGUUGGAAGCGGAUAGAGCGUGUAAGGUUGCUGUGCAGGAGAAGGUAUGUGGUAUUCGUGUGGUUGAGGAGAAGUUGCUCGGGUGGAAGGAGAAGGUUUUGGCGGCGAAGGCUAGGGAUGAUGCAAGAAUUGAAAGUUUAGAGGCAUCUGUUAUCAUUGCACGCGAUGAUGUAAGGAAGUUUGUAAGCUGUUUGUUAGGUAUAUUGACUCUUGUGGGCGAGACUGUGGCGGAUGACGUACGCGAGGGUGGCGAUGGCGAGGCGGAUGUUUUUUCGCUGUUGUCAAGGGUUGAAAAUUUCGAGCUGCGGUUGAAGAGGAAUCUCAAGUUAUUGGAUGUGAAGUAUGCGACUCUGCCACUCGUUGAAGUGCUCGCUUUGCUAACCAAGGACGUUUCGGGUGCACGGAUGGAGCUCGAUGAAGCAACAGCCGAACUUCAUUGCUGUCAGCAGGAGUUGGCGGAGGUCACCGCCAAUUUGACCGAGGCGGAAGGUAAGGUUGCUUCUUCACCGCCGCCGGGGCUUCUGGCGGAGUUGGAGGCUAGGAACAGCCACCUAGAAGAAAAGUGCGAGUUGCUUCGGAGGGAGAUUAAGCGACAGCGGGAGGCGUUUCAGCGGGAGAAGGCGCAGGAAUCUAUUUACUCAUUGUCAGCCAUGCAGGAAGAGGGCGGUGCGACGCCGCGUGCUGUGGCCGGCGGUGUUUUUGAGAGGGACAUGCUAUUGUUGGCAAACCAACAAAGUCAACGCGACAAUGAGAUUCGUCAGCUCCGCGUCCAGCUGCAGGCGCUGGAAAAGGAGAAUGCGGAUCUGCAACGCGAGUGUGAUCAUAAUAACAGUAUGGUAGCGCAGUACACGAAGGACAUCGAGGUUCUCAAGGCUAAGGAGCGGGUAAAGCAGAGUGUGGAGUACGUAAGAAACGUUAUACUUCAAUUUCUAUGCUGCUCGAGUGAAGAAAUCCGUCUGCAGAUGGUCCCAGCGAUAGCAACUGUUUUGGAGUUCUCGCCGAAGGAAAAGUUGGAUGUGCAGCGAGCUAACCCUGCAUGCCCCAGGUUCCACUAG